AUGAACUACAUGCUGAAAAAUCAACUAGUUCAUGGAAUUCAUUCCAUUACAGAAAAGCCAGCUGACUAUGAAGCUUGGAAAUUUGGGAAGCAAACAAGGAAACCAUUUCCUGAAAGUAGCUGGAAGAUUAAGUUGCAUUCUCAGUAUUUUAUUAGUUUUGGAUCUCUGUUUUUAUCUCUGUUAAGAACUGCCUUUGUUCCUAAAAAUUCAAUAGGUGGCAUUAUACCUAAUUAUUUAUUAUUCUCUUAUUCAGAGGAUUCUUACUGUUCUAAUGUAAACAAGUUUCUUUUGAUUAUCAAUCUAACACCUGAGACUUUGUCAGUGCAACUAAUGGGAGGAACUAAAGUUGCUGUUGCUCCAAAAAGUCGCAAAAAAAGUUUGGAUUCAGCAGGAGAUUCACGCCAAGACUCCUUUAAUAAAGAACACACUUCUAAGAUGCUGCUUCGUUUACAAGAUCCAAAAGGAUUAUGUAGUAUCAGUACUCAUGUCAAAGGAGUUGACCUCAAUGUAGGGCUUACUACUGUUGCUUUUGUUCACCCAGAAACAGCCAAAAGAUACUCAUUCAACAUGCUUCAGUUGGUUUUGAUAGUACCCAGAGUUUCCAAGGAGAAUGUUAAUAUUUCAAGAAUUAAUAUUAUGAAAAAAAGAGGUGGUUCAACUACUAAUGAAGUUGAAAAUGUAAAUAUUGACAAGACAGAAUAUCGACAAGCAAUUGCUCAGUUGAUGAUUUCAGAAUCUGUGGGUGAAGGACAUGUGAUGGUAGCUAAGUCUCUUCGACUUUAUUUGAGAGCUAGCCUACGUUCAUGGGUUUAUUUGAAGGCAUGCAAUACUAUUUUGGAAAAAAAUAUUCCUUCAACCUCUCUUUUUCCUUGUCAAUUCAAACUACUAAGGCAGGAGAAUUCUGUUGAGAAAGAUGGUCUAGAAGUUUCUCAUGGCCACAAUCAUCACAUUGAUAAAAAAGUCCAAGCGAAAGCUACAUCAGGUUUCUUUGUGGAUACUAUAGAUUGGUCAAUCCAAAAUAAAGUUCUAGAAGCUGUCUCUGAUGAAUUCAAUCACAAAGCAGAGGAAGAGAAUACAAAUCAAUCUCAAAAUCCAAGGGAAUUACAGAGUCUUGUAAGACUAUGGUAUAUCACACAAAUUAAGGCAAUUACUUCCAUUUCAGGUAUGGAGGUUAGUUCCUUGAUUAUGGGUGAUAAAACCUUGCUUCAUUUUGAAGUAAGCUGUUACAAGCUUGGGAGUAAUGGGAAGGCUCAGUUUGCCUAUAGUCCUUCAGAGAACAGUGGCAAUGCAGCUGAAAUGUUGUUUUUAUUGACAUUUGGUGAAGAAAAUCUGCAUAAUGGGAAACUUAGUGCGUAUGAAGUUGCUCUUGGAGGAGAACUUGAUAACAUUAGUAUUGUGGACCUGAAGGUUUUUGAAAGGAUGAAAUUGUGUGAUCCUGUGUCUAUUGUUUCUAUAGAAGAGAGAACCCCUGAAGACCACAUUAGUUCAAAUCUAUCUCCGCUUGGCUGGAUGGAGAAAACUGCGGAUGAUGUUAUCAACAGAAUGUUGAUAUUGUUAUGUUCUGCAUCUGGUUUGUGGUUUGGCACACACAACUUACCACUCCCUGGACAUGUUCUCAUAUAUGGACCACCUGGCUCUGGAAAAACUAUAUUAGCAAGAACUGUGGCAAAAUCUCUUGAGAAUCGUGAGGACAUCUUUGCACACAUAAUUUUUAUUUCCUGCUCUAAACUUACCCUUGAGAAGGUCCCAGUUAUUCGCCAAGAACUUGCAAACCAUGUAAUUGAAGCUGUAAAUCAUGCCCCAUCUGUGGUUAUCUUUGAUGAUCUUGAUAGCAUAAUUUCUUCCCCUGACUCUGAAGGAUCUCAACAGUCAAUAUCUGUUGCUGGACUCACAGAUUUUCUGGUUGACGUCAUGGAUGAAUAUGGGGUAAGAAAUAUGCCUCAAUUGUUACUUAAUGCGGUUUCUCUGGAAUGUUAUGCAUAUUAUUGUUCCUUGUCACCAAUGUUGUUAAACUUGAGAAUUGUAAGGGGAUCAAAAAGGGGAUAAAAUAUCGUAAAUCAACUUGUAAGAGUUACGA
Molecule: messenger RNA, 2077 nt
Organism: Vigna umbellata (rice bean)
Lineage: Eukaryota; Viridiplantae; Streptophyta; Magnoliopsida; Fabales; Fabaceae
Source: RefSeq, a predicted model, not a curated record